Molecule: messenger RNA, 1252 nt
Organism: Paraphaeosphaeria sporulosa
Lineage: Eukaryota; Fungi; Ascomycota; Dothideomycetes; Pleosporales; Didymosphaeriaceae
Product: LIP-domain-containing protein
Exons: 3
Coding region: 1-1236 (411 amino acids)
Biological process (GO): lipid catabolic process
Molecular function (GO): triacylglycerol lipase activity
Source: RefSeq, a predicted model, not a curated record
AUGUAUGUCACACAAAUUCUCGCGGCACUGCCUAUACCACCUAGUCAAGAUCCCUUUUACACUGCCCCUCACGGAUUCGAGAAAACAGCGCCUGGAACAAUACUCCGCAUCCGCCACGCCCCUGGAAAUGCUACCAACGUAAUAGCAAACGCCUCAGCUGUCUAUCACAUCGUAUAUCGCACAACUGAUUCCAACUAUAAACCUGCGUUCGCAGUCACAACGCUGUUCAUACCUUUUGAGAAUGCUACCUUAGGGACCAAUUCAUCGCAAACAUCACUCUUGUCCAUCCAAAUCCCGUACAAUUCAGUUUGGGUGGAUGCAAGCCCUAGCUUUGCCAUAUAUUACGAAUUCGCACAGCCAGCAUUUGAAUCAGGAUCCACAAACGACGACACUUCCUACGCUCUAGGGAAAGGAUGGUUCGUCAACAUGCCUGAUCACGAAGGCCCCACUGCCUCUUUUGCAAUGGGCAUUACCGAAGGGCACGCAACCCUCGACUCCAUCCGUGCUGUCCUCUCUUCAGGCCUUCUACCGGACUAUACCCAAACCAAGUAUGCCAUGUGGGGUUAUUCCGGCGGUUCGAUAGCCAGCGAAUGGGCGUCCGAACUGCAGGAGCAGUACGCGCCUGAGCUCAGCUUCGCAGGCAUGGCAAUCGGCGGAUGCGUGCCUAAUCUGACCGAGGCACGCGACAACUUAACAGGAUCUGCGUACGCAGGUCUACUCCCUGGCUUGUAUCUUGGGCUUACGAGCCAGGAUGAGGAAGCCCGCGCGUAUCUCGUCUCGCGUCUCAAGAAGUCGGGCCCUUACAAUGCCACAACAUUCCUAGCCGAUCUGCAUCUCACUGUCAACCAAGCAUUCGCUACUUAUGCGAACCAAGAUCUCUACGACUACUUCAUCAAUGGUCGCGCCGAUCUCCUGGCACCCAUUUUGACGAAGAUUGCAGAUCGGAACUCGUAUCAGGGCUAUCACGGCGUGCCCAAGAUGCCCACGUUUGUUUAUAAAGCGAUUGGUGACGAGUUUUCGACAGUCAAGUCGACGGAUGCGCUGGUUGAACGAUGGUGCAGCAUUAACGUUGAUGUCGAGUACCAGCGCAAUACAGUGGGGAAUCACAUCACGGAGAUCUCCAAUGGGAAGCAAAGGGCGUUGGACUGGUUGGGCAGUAUAUUCGACGGGACGGCGACAAUUGGAGGCUGUUCGGUAAAGAAUGUGUCUGUCAAUGUCGUGAGCUCUGUGUCAUAAACAGCUAAUUCCUACC